CGCCCCCGGAGGACCGCGGUUUCUGGAACUCCCUUCCUUCGCCUGGGUUGGGGCCCAGCCCAGCCUCCAACGCUGUGAGAGAGGAGUGACACGAAAAAGGAAGAGGAAAUAGACUUCAGUGUUGCUGAAAGUGGAAUUAUUUUCCUCAGUUGUUGGGAUAUUUUCAUGAUUGCAAGAAGAGCACCAAGAGACUGACAACGCCAGAUGCUUUCAGAGGUACAGAUAGACUUGAUGAAAGAAGAUUUGUAAAGAUUUUAGAAAGAAGUUUGAAGUGAAGGCAGAAAUUUUGAUCUUAUUUGUCCACCAUGUAGGACUUUGACCACUUGUUCAGAAUAUUUUUCUCCCCAAAAUGGAAGAACUAUUAUACUUGACAAACCAUUAUGCUUGAGGCUCUAUGAGAACUAAUAAUGAAGUCUGCCAGCUCUGAGAAUGACAAUACUUUAUCAUCUUCUUUUGGAGAACAGACAGAAACGUACCGUGUGUGUGGUUAAUCUAAUCACUAAGAAUGGUUUCUUGUUCUAUAUGCUAAAAAUGACUUCAUUUGAAUUUUGGAAUUUUUUUUUGUUUUCUCUUUUCACAUGACCUUUCAUGAUAAUUAGAUUUACAUAAAGAGAAUAAAUGCUCGAUUCAUUGUAUUUUCUGACUACACUGAUGUUUUCUGUGCAUUAUGGAGAUUUUGGAGGCAUUACUAUUCUUUGAAGUUUUGUUUUAUUGGAAGCAAAACUGUGCCAGGGACACAGACGUGCUAUAUAAUUUUCUCUUUAUAGCAACUUUCCUGGCCUUGGAUGAGCUGACUGUCCCCUGGAUUUCACAGCCUAUGAGGUAUAAAGUCUGUUUUAUCUAGAUCUUUAACUUAUGACUCAUAGUAACCAGAUGGGAAACACAUUAAACACUGUGCUCAACACGCAUGCCUAAGGAAAAGAUCUUCCCCAUGGAUCAUGGCGUUAAUGUUUACAGGACAUUUCCUAUUUUUAACCUUGAUGAUGUGUAGUUUUUCUACUUGUGAAGAAUCUGUGAGCAAUUAUUCUGAAUGGGCAGUUUUCACAGAUGAUAUGCAAUGGUUUAAGACACAGAAAGUACAAGAUCUCCAACCGAACCAAAAACUUCAUCCAAGUUUGUAUUUUGAUGCUGGAGAUAUACAGACACUGAAACAAAAAUCUCGUACAAGCCAUUUGCAUCUUUUUAGAGCUAUCAAAAGUGCAGUGACGAUUAUGCUGUCCAACCCAGCAUACUACCUACCUCCACCCAAGCAUGCUGAUUUUGCUGCCAAGUGGAAUGAAAUAUAUGGUAAUAACCUUCCUCCUUUAGCAUUGUAUUGCUUAUUAUGUCCAGAAGACAAAGUUGCCUUUGAAUUUGUCAUGGAGUACAUGGACAGGAUGGUUAGCUACAAAGACUGGCUGGUUGAGAAUGCACCAGGGGAUGAGGUCCCAGUUGGCCAUUCUUUAACAGGCUUUGCCACUGCCUUCGACUUUUUAUAUAAUCUGUUAGGUAAUCAUAGAAAACAGAAAUACCUAGAGAAAAUAUGGAUCGUUACUGAGGAAAUGUAUGAAUAUUCCAAGAUUCGUUCAUGGGGCAAGCAACUUCUUCAUAACCAUCAAGCUACAAACAUGGUGGCGUUACUCAUAGGGGCCUUGGUUACUGGAGUAGAUAAAGGAUCUAAAGCAUACAUAUGGAAACAAGUUGUUGUUGAUGUGAUGGAAAAGACUAUGUUUCUUUUGAACCAUAUUGUAGAUGGCUCUUUAGAUGAAGGUGUGGCCUAUGGAAGCUAUACGUCCAAAUCAGUUACUCAAUAUGUUUUCUUGGCCCAACGCCAUUUUAACAUCAACAACUUGGAUAAUAACUGGUUAAAAAUGCACUUUUGGUUUUAUUAUGCUACACUUUUGCCAGGCUAUCAGAGAACCGUAGGCAUAGCAGAUUCCAAUUAUAAUUGGUUUUAUGGUCCAGAGAGCCAGCUAGUUUUCCUGGAUAAGUUUGUUUUAAGGAAUGGAGCUGGAAAUUGGUUAGCUCAGCAAAUUAGAAAGCAUCGACCUAAGGAUGGGCCCAUGGUCCCUUCCACUGCGCAGAGGUGGAGCACCCUUCAUACUGAAUACAUUUGGUAUGACCCAAAGCUCACUCCACAGCCCCCCGCUGACUUUGGCACUGCAAGAAUGCACACAUUUCCUAACUGGGGUGUUGUGACCUACGGAGGUGGGUUACCAAACACACAGACCAAUACCUUUGUGUCUUUUAAAUCUGGGAAACUAGGGGGACGAGCUGUGUAUGACAUAGUCCACUUUCAGCCCUACUCCUGGAUUGAUGGAUGGAGAAGCUUUAAUCCAGGACAUGAACAUCCAGAUCAAAAUUCAUUUACUUUUGCCCCCAAUGGGCAAGUAUUUGUUUCCGAGGCUCUUUAUGGACCGAAGCUGAGCCACCUUAACAAUGUCUUGGUGUUUGCCCCGUCACCGUCUAGCCAGUGUAAUCAGCCCUGGGAAGGUCAACUGGGAGAAUGCACACAGUGGCUCAGGUGGACUGGUGAAGAGGUUGGUGAUGCAGCUGGGGAAGUUGUUACUGCCUCUCAACACGGAGAAAGGAUGUUUGUGAGCGGGGAAGCAGUGUCUGCCUAUUCCUCAGCAAUGAGACUGAAAAGUGUCUAUCGUGCUUUGCUUCUUUUAAAUUCUCAGACGCUGCUUGUUGUUGAUCAUAUUGAAAGGCAGGAAGCUUCCCCAAUAAAUUCUGUCAGUGCCUUCUUUCAUAAUUUGGACAUUGAUUUUAAAUACAUCCCAUACAGGUUUAUGAAUAGGUAUAAUGGGGCCAUGAUGGAUGUGUGGGAUGCACACUAUAAAAUGUUUUGGUUUGAUCACCAUGGCAACAGUCCUGUGGCUAAUAUACAGGAAGCAGAACAGGCUGCUGAAUUUAAGAAAAGGUGGACCCAGUUUGUUAAUGUUACAUUUCCUAUGGAAUCCACAAUUACAAGAAUUGCUUACAUAUUUUAUGGUCCGUAUGUCAAUGUUUCCAGCUGCAGAUUUACUGACAGUUCCAGUUCUGGACUUCAGAUUUCUCUAAAUGUCAACAAUACUGAACAUAGUGUUUCUGUUGUCACUGACUACCAAAACCUGAAAAGCAGAUUUAACUACCUGGGAUUUGGUGGUUUUGCUAGCGUGGCUAAUCAAGACCAUAUAACCCGAUUUGGUUUGGGCACUCAAGCAAUAGCAAACACUGUAAGACAUGACAGAGUUGUUUUCCCCUUCGGGUUUAAAUUUAAUGUAGCAGUUGGAUUCAUUUUAUGUAUUGGUUUGGUUAUUUUAGCUUUUCGGUGGCGGUUUUACCUCUCCUUUAAGAAGCUGAUGCGCUGUGUAUUAAUGCUUGUUAUCGCCUUGUGGUUUAUUGAGCUCCUGGAUGUGUGGAGCAAAUGCACUCAGCCCAUCUGUGCGAAAUGGACAAGGGCUAAAGCCAAGGCAAACGAGAAGGCCAUGAUAUCUGAAGGGCCUCCUGGGGACCUCCCUGCUGUUGUCAUAACCUCACUCCCUGCUUCAGGAGCUGAAAUUCUCAAACAGCUUUUCUUCAACAGCAGUGAUUUCCUCUACAUCAGAAUUCCUACAGCCCACAUGAAUAUCCCUGAAACUGAAUUUGAACUUGACUCAUUUGUCGAUGCUUGUGAGUGGAAAGUCUCAGAUAUCCACAGUGGGCACUUUCGGCUUCUUCGGGGGUGGCUGCUGUCUUUGGUCCAGGACACAAAACUUCACUUGCAGAACAUCCAUCUACAUGAAUCCAGUCGAAAUAAAGUGGCCCAGUAUUUUACAGCUAAUAAGGACAGAAAACGAAAAUUGAGAAGGAGGGAGUCUUUGCAAGAACAAGGAAGUAGAAUGAAAGGGACUUUUGACAGAGAUGCUGAAUACAUACGGGCUUUGAGGAGACACCUGGUUUAUUACCCAAAUGCCCGUCCUGUGCUCAGCUUAAGUAGUGGUAUCUGGACAUUGAAACUUCACUUUUUUCAGGAAGUUUUAGGAACUUCAUUGCGGGCAUUGUACAUAGUAAGAGACCCUCGAGCUUGGAUCUAUUCAAUGCUAUAUGGUAGCAAACCAAGUCUUUAUUCUUUGAAGAAUGUGCCAGAGCACUUAGCAAAGCUGUUUAAAAUAGAGGAAGGUAAAAGCAAAUGUAACGUGAAUUCAGGCUAUGCUUUUGAGUAUGAAUCACUAAAGAAAGCAUUAGAAACAUCCCAAUCAAAUACUGUCUCCUUAUUAUCUCAUCUGUGGCUAGCAAACACUGCAGCAGCCUUGAGAAUAAAUACAGAUUUGCUGCCUACCAGCUACCAUCUGGUCAAGUUUGAAGAUAUUGUUCAUUUUCCUCAGAAGACUACUGAAAGGAUUUUUGCUUUUCUUGGAAUUCCUUUGUCUCCUGCCAGUUUAAACCAAAUAUUGUUUGCUACAUCCACAAACCUUUUUUAUCUUCCUUAUGAGGGAGAAAUAUCACCAUCUAAUACUAAUAUUUGGAAAAAAAACUUGCCUAGAGAUGAAAUUAAGCUAAUUGAAAACAUCUGCUGGACACUGAUGGAUCGUCUAGGAUAUCCAAAGUUUAUGGACUAAAUGCUGCAGGUCAGCAAAAAUUUGCACUAAUGUGUCCCAACCUACUUUGUGGAUAUGAACUAGAAAAACUUUGUUUAUUCUUGUACAUGUGUGUAUGUGUGUAGAGAGAGAGUGUGUAUGUAUGUGUAUGUGUGUGUGUUCAGUCUGUUAUUUGCACAGAGAGAUAUUUUAAAUAGGCACCAUAUUUGGCCUAGCAGGAUGUAUUUUUUAUGUUACCACUUUCCUUGCCUUGGUUUCUGAAUUUUUUUCUGCUAAAAUGUUUCUGCUACAGAGGUAUAUAUUAUGGGGGCCUGGGAAUAUGGGAAGCUUUUAAUGGAUUUUAACUCCCCUUUGGAAAUUGUUAAUCUAUCUCGGGACCUCAAACACUACAAAAGGCCUUGCAACUGCUGCUUUAUCUAGUCAUCUCUUGUUCUUAAGAUGGACUACAAAUUUUCGUUAUGUUUUGAGAAGGUCUGACACUUAUCUUGCACAAAGAAAAAGAAAUAAAAAAGAAAAAAAGUUA
Molecule: messenger RNA, 5064 nt
Organism: Psammomys obesus (fat sand rat)
Lineage: Eukaryota; Metazoa; Chordata; Mammalia; Rodentia; Muridae
Gene: Dsel
Product: dermatan sulfate epimerase like
Exons: 2
Coding region: 939-4562 (1207 amino acids)
Molecular function (GO): chondroitin-glucuronate 5-epimerase activity; sulfotransferase activity
Source: RefSeq, a predicted model, not a curated record